This is a messenger RNA of Leptopilina heterotoma, 576 nucleotides long. RefSeq lists its product as uncharacterized. Bases 38 to 532 code for a protein of 164 amino acids. The record is from RefSeq and is a predicted model, not a curated record. Lineage: Eukaryota; Metazoa; Arthropoda; Insecta; Hymenoptera; Figitidae. The transcript has 3 exons.
AAUUGUGUCUGAAUUGGAAGAAAUAAAAAUAUCCUAUAUGGCGUUCGUCGAUAAAAAUGGUCAUAAUCUUGAUUUAGUGUGUCCAACGGAUCGUGAGAAAUAUCGAAAUAUGUGUAAAGAAUUAAAUUAUUUAAAGCAAGUGGAAAUUCAAAAUGAACGAAUCAAUGCGGAUAAUUUAAAGUAUCGACAGACAAUGGAGAAACAAGAGACAGAAAUUAAGGAAUUGCUCGAUAUUGUCGACAAAUUGGUCUUAAAUUUAAAAAUAGAUAAAGGAAAGAAAGAAAUUCCUGUGGAAGGUUUGCCGGAGGGUCCGGAUGCUAAGACCUUUCUAUCGCAAGAUGAUAAAAAUAAAAUCGAAAAAAUAAGAGAUAGAAUUCUCAGUGAGACGCAAAAAACGACAAAAACAAAAAUUCAAGUCAUAAGAAAAUUUAAUCGAACUCCAGGUGGAUUCAAUCUAAUAUUAAAUAUUUUCAAAUAUUUUCUAAAACUUGGACUCCUGUUACGCAGAGGUAAAUCUUCCAGUGGGAAAUGAAAUUUUUUGUCAAAAAAAAUGUAUUUAAAAUUUUUGAACACUAC